This is a messenger RNA of Saccostrea cuccullata (small rock oyster), 1650 nucleotides long. RefSeq lists its product as uncharacterized. The record is from RefSeq and is a predicted model, not a curated record. NCBI's taxonomy places the organism in Eukaryota, Metazoa, Mollusca, Bivalvia, Ostreida, Ostreidae. Gene Ontology annotation, biological process: proteolysis. The coding region runs from base 240 to 1415 and encodes 391 amino acids. The transcript has 7 exons. Gene Ontology annotation, molecular function: cysteine-type endopeptidase activity.
UUGUAUGUGUGGAUUUUAAACAUGAACCCAAACAUGAAAUCGACGAUGUCACGGAUUCCGAUCAGAAAUUGAUUUCUCCGAAUUUGAAACUGGGUUUUUUUAGAGUCUCUACCGAGAAACGAAUCAAUAGAGGAGCCAUUACGUAAGGGAUAUAGUAGGAAGAUUAAGGCUAGAGUUUUUAAUAUAUCUUUAUUAGAAUUUCUGGAUUUACAAGCAAGGUAUUUCUUAUAUUGACUUGGAUGAUGGAUUCUGAUGAAUACAAGUUUCGGCCUAAUAGGAAGUAUCAGGGAUUAGCAGUGGUGGUUGUAAACUUUACAAAGGAAAGAAGUGGCUCCGUACAGGAAAUUAUGCACCUUAGGAUAACGUUCGAAUUACUGGGAUUUAAAGUUAAAAUCUAUACAGAUCUCACCAAGAAAGAGUUUAACAAAGUAGUAGUCAAAUAUGCUACAGGUGAUAAACUAAAAGAUUAUGACAGCUUUGUGUUUGCAGUCAGUACACAUGGGUGUGAACAAGAGAAAGUUGAGAAUGAUAUUGUAGUCCACCAUCAUGCCCUGCUAAUGAAUGACGGCCAAUACUAUUAUACCUCCACAGUUCUGGAAAAGUUCAGGGACUGUAAAGCACUGGAAGCUAAACCAAAGAUGUUCUUCGUCCAAGCUUGUAGAAUUCCUAUAAGUAAGACUUCUGAAAUAUACAAGGCUCUGGGUUUUGGAUUUUCUGAAGGUGUCACAGUGCAUGUUGAUCACGCGGAACCGCCUCAAAAGAAAAGAAAACCUGACAAGACGGAUAAUCAAGACUUAGAUUCUGAUCCAAAGAGUUUAUCACCGAUGGAUACUAAUGUUGCUGAUACUGCAAUGGCAUCUCGCUCUGGUGCCGAUAAGAAAGGGGAUACCAGGACUAGUUCUGAAAAGGCUUUAUCAGACUCCCAAGCAGCAACAGAAAUAAUGGAAUCGGGUGACAAAGCAGAUACUCGGGAAUCAGGUGACAAAACAGAUACUCGGGAAUCAGGUGACAAAACAGAUACUCGGGAAUCAGGUGACAAAACAGACGAAUCCGGUGACGACGUAGACCCUGCUCGUGGCAUUCGAUAUCUACCACCACAACCUGCACUCCACGUCACAUCAGUUCCCUGUUACAAUGAUAUGCUGAUCGUGUUUGCUUCUCCUGCAGGACACUAUGCAUUUCGAAAUACAAUAACGGGCAGCUAUUUGUGGAAAUACUUAUACGAUUCCGUAAUAACUGAGUACAAUGGAGGUCGGCUAAACAAAAAUAGAACCAACUUCCUGUAUGUACUAAAUGAUGUAGCAGCCAGGAUGUCCGCCACUGAUUUCGGUGAAGGCGGGAAGUACAAAAAUGUUACAUGUUUUGUUCACAAACUCUCCAAAGAUAUCAUUUUUUCAAAAGGAGAAAAAAUGUGACGAAGUGUUAUUUUGUCUGUGUGUUUUACAGAUAUUUGGAAGAUACAAAUUAUUUUGUUUUAAAUAUAGUUCACCAUUCCUGUAUAAUUCACUUUGAAAUAUUACUACUCAUAAAUGUAUAAACUCUUUAACAGUUAAAUAAUUUUGAUUAUUUCAUUAGAAUGAAUCCUUAUUUAAGGGACAUAAAAAUAUACGUAUACAUGGCAACGGGUGUUCGAGGUUCCAAAUUCCAUGU